This is a messenger RNA of Coregonus sp. 'balchen', 4819 nucleotides long. The record is from the annotation of a GenBank genome assembly. Lineage: Eukaryota; Metazoa; Chordata; Actinopteri; Salmoniformes; Salmonidae.
AUGUGUAUUGUCGUUGUCGUCGUCCCACCCCCCCCCCCCUCAGUGGUGGUACUACUGCUGAUAGUACUCCAGUGGGCAGGACGAGGCCUCCCUUCUUCUGUUAGGCCCAUCUGUGACCCCCGCGUUCUGGACCGCUUCAUCAUGGAGGCCCGCGACACAGAGACAGCUCUGGUGAGACACUGACUGAAGCCAAACCAUCACUAGAUGGACCUGAGCUACUUUUACAUGUUUGAAAAAUGUCACAUUAGAAGACAGAUUAUGAUAUUAUUAGAGUCUAUUAUGUACAGAGACAAUUCCGUUUUAUUAGUGUGUUUGAUCUGUUGGUGUGUCUCAUCUUGCCCUAACUCUGUCAAUAUGUCUGGCCUUACUUCCCUCUCACAGCGAGGUUGCAAGGCAGGGUGUGGAGUGACAGGCACGUUUGUGGUUCCUCUGACAAAUGUUGACUUUGUAGUCUGGGAGAAAAAGGAUGUGAGUACCUGUCUGUCAGUUCAAUACCUGGGUUGUUCCACGAAAUGAGUGAAAUAUGUUAAGUAGAAAUUGUGCACCAAUAUUGAAUUUGAAAAGCCUGUUAUUUUAAAUGAAGUGCCCUUUAAUACAGACCACAUGGAUAAUUCAAUAAAUCAGAUUCCUAAAUGAAUAAAGACUUGUUAAAGUGCCAAAAUUCAGCAAGAACGCUAAGGUAACCUGUCUAAAUGACUAUUGCCCUGUAGCACUCACAUCUGUAGCCAUGAAAUGCUUUGAAAGGCUGGCUCACAUCCACACCAUCAUCCCGACAUCCUUGACCCACUCCAAUUCGCAUAACGCCCCAACAGAUCCACAGAUGAUGUAAUCUCUAUUGCACUCCACACUGCCCUUUCCUACUUGGACCAAAGGAACACCUAUGUGAAAAUGCUGUUAAUUGACUACAGCUCAGCGUUCAACACCAUAGUGCCCUCCAAGCUCAUCACACACCUCCCUCUGCAACUGGAACCUGGACUUCCUGAUGGGAUGCCCCCAUGUGGUGAGGGUAGGCAACAACACAUCUGCCACGCUGACCCUCAACACGGGAGCCCCUCAGGGGUGUGUGCUUAGUCCCCUCCUGUACUCCCUGUUCACCUGCUUGGCCGCGCACGACUCAAACACCAUCAUUAAGUUUUCUGACAAAACGAUGGUGGUAGGCCUGAUCACAAACGACAAUGAGGCAGCCUAUAGGGAGGAGGUCAGAGACCUGGCAGUAUGGUACCAGGACAAGAACCUCUCCCUUAACCUCAUCUAGACAAAGGAGCUGAUCAUGGACUACAGGAAAUGAAGGGCCGAGCACGCCCCCAUUCACAUCGACAAGGCUGUAGUGGACCGGGUCGAGAGCUUCAAGUUCCUUGGUGUCCAGAUCACUAAGGAUCUAUCAUGGUCCAAACACACCAACACAGUGGUGAAGAGGGCUCGACAAUGCCUCUUCCCCAUCAGGAGGCUAAAAAGAUUUGGCAUGGGCCCUCAGAUCCUCAAAAAGUUAUACAGCUGCACCCUUGAGAGCAUCUUGAUUGGCUGCUUCACCGCUUGGUAUGGCAACUGCUCAGCAGCGAUCGUAAGGCGCUACAGAGGGUAGUGCGGACGGCCCAGUACAUCACUGGGGCCGUACCCCUGCCAUCCAGGACUUCUAUACCAGGCGGUGACAGAGGAAGGCCCUAAAAAUUGUCAAAGAUUCCAGCCACCCAAGUCAUAGACUGUUCUCUCUGCUACCACACUGCAAAUGGGACCGAUGCACCAAGUCUGGAACCAACAGGACCCUGAACAGCUUCUAUCCCCAAGCCAUAAGACUGCUAAAUAAUUGGUUAAAUAGUUAACCAAAUAGCUACCUGGACUAUCUACAUUGACCCUUUUUGCACUAACUUUUUUGACUCAUCACAUAUGCCGCUGCUACUGUUUACUAUCUGUCACUUUAUUUCUAAGAGUGUGUUGUGUCGAGAAAACGUUGCUAAUCAUGCUGUGAGACCAAGGAAAUCCGCUGACGCUGUACUUCGAUCAUAAAGAUGUAUUUAUAUCAAAGGGUUACAGCUUCAAUUUACAGAUACCUGCCGGCAUCUGGAGAACAGCCAACCCAAAUUCUAAAUAUGCUAUUCUGACCUCCUUUGUCUUCAACAAGUAUUUAUCCUAUGUAAUCUGAUAUGGGUGUUUCCCCUACAGACCAAUCCCAGGAGGUCACCUAACAGACUUCCUCUGCUUUAGUGUACUCCUAUAGAACUGCUCUUCAGAUGUCUCCCUGGGCCAAAUCAACAUUCUCUAAGCUACCAUUUGCAAACAUUAACAAAGUCAUAAUUCCUCAGAUACUACAAGUGUGCAAAGCUGUCAUCAAGGCAAAGGGUGGCUAUUUGAAGAAUCUCAAAUAUAAAAUAUAUUUUGAUUUGUUUAACACUUUUUUGGUUACUACAUGAUUCCAUAUUUGUUAUUUCAUAGUUUUGAUGUCUUCACUAUUAUUCUACAAUGUAGAAAAUAGUAAAAAUAUAGAAAAACCCUUGAAUGAGUAGGUGUUCUAAAACCGGUAGUGUAUAUGUACAGUACAUAUCUACCUCAAUUACCUCAAACCCAUGCACAUCAUCUCGGUACUGGUACCCUUUGUAUAUUGCCAAGUUAUCGUUAUUAAUUGUGCAACAAUUAUGACUUUUAUUAUUACGUGUUUUACUUUUCUAUUAUUUCUCUAUUUUCUUUUGCUGUAAGUCCACACCUAUUGUUUACGAAGCAUGUGACUUUACAAUUUGAUUUGAUUUGAACUUACAUUGAGUCCAUUGAGUUCACUGAGCUCUGCCUGCCAAUAAAUGUAUUUCUGUACAGUGUACCCAUUAAUACUGGAGUACAUUCACCCUAAUGUGAAUGCGUCUUUAGCUGUAUAAUGAUUAUGUAUAAUGACAUUCUGUGAGUUUUGUUUUAGCAUAUACAUUUAUGUAAUGUGUGUAUGUAAUGUGUACUAUGUGUGUGUAUUCCCAGACUGGGCUGCAGGCUCUGGAGGUCCAGUCAGGGCUGUCUCUGUUUGGCCAGGCCCUGGGUGCUGUGAGGGAGUCAGUGAGCCGUGCUGCCGUGCAGAUCCUCAUUGACAACAACAAGAGCAACAUCCACAGCCUGGGCCAGGUGCUGCGCAGCCUCCACAUCCAGGUGACUCACUGAGGAGUGUGAGUGUCUCGUCUACAGCAUGGCCAGUGGAUGGGACUGUGGUGUGAACAGUUUGUUAUGUAGGGCCAGGAGAGUUCCUGGUCUGAUCACAUGGUAAAGAAAACCUCCUUGCCCCAAUAGGCCCAGAGUUAUUCCUGAUCACAUGACCUGACCAGGAAAAACUCCUAUCCCACUUAUCAGAUAUGUUUGUGUGUCAGUUUAUUUUCUACCGUAUGUGUGAGUCAGUUUGUACGUACUAUACUGUACUGGACUUCCCCGGCAGACAGCCUCGUUGGGAAUAGAUAUGUGUUCUUGGAAAGGUCAUGGACCAUAGGCUGGUGAGGGGAGGAUGUCUCAUAAUAAUGCCUGGAAUGGAGUGAAUGGAAUGGUAUCCAACACAUGUGUUGGAUACCGUUCCAUUUAUUUCCAUUCCAGCCAUUUCUAUGAGCCCGUCCUCCCUAAUUAAGGUGCCAUCAGCCGCCUGUGAUGGGUAUAGUCAGUCAGACGUUCCCCUGCCCUCUCUGCCCUCUCCCCUCAGUGUGCCAACGCCUACCUGCCGCGCUUUGUUUGCUUCUCUGUCAGAGGCGCCACUCUUCUCAGAAACCUGUGCCUUUUCAGGGUAGGGCAGUUCAGUGACUGAGAUGGCAUUGAGCAGGCCGGGCAUGGCAGUGGAAGUUAGUGGAAAGGCGUCAGAAUUGGGGUUCUAUUGGGCUGCAUACCAUUUGGUUUGGAGUAGCAGGCCAGGAAGAUCCUGGAAUAGACCCGCUUCCACAGAACAGAUGAGUGGUGCUUUCUUUUCAGGGUUGUAUGCUAAACCUUGUUCUUCCUCCCAUCCAUUGAACAGGACUUGUCCCUUCCUCGUUGGGAAUAGAUAGGUGUUCUUGGAAAGGUCAUGGACCAUAGGCUGGUGAGGGGAGGAUGUCUCAUAAUAAUGCCUGGAAUGGAGUGAAUUGAAUGGUAUCCAACACAUGUGUUGGAUACCGUUCCAUUUAUUUCCAUUCCAGCCAUUUCUAUGAGCCCGUCCUCCCUAAUUAAGGUGCCAUCAGCCGCCUGUGAUGGGUAUAGUCAGUCAGACGUUCCCCUGCCCUCUCUGCCCUCUCCCCUCAGUGUGCCAACGCCUACCUGCCGCACUUUGUUUGCUCCUCUGUCAGAGGCGCCACUCUUCUCAGAAACCUGUGCCUUUUCAGGGUAGGGCAGUUCAGUGACUGAGAUGGCAUUGAGCAGGCCGGGCAUGGCAGUGGAAGUUAGUGGAAAGGCGUCAGAAUUGGGGUUCUAUUGGGCUGCAUACCAUUUGGUUUGGAGUAGCAGGCCAGGAAGAUCCUGGAAUAGACCCGCUUCCACAGAACAGAUGAGUGGUGCUUUCUUUUCAGGGUUGUAUGGUAAACCUUGUUCUUCCUCCCAUCCAUUGAACAGGACUUGUCCCUUCCUCCAGCACCAGCAGUAGGUGACUCAGUGACUAGGAAGGUGUCAUCACUAUCUGAGCUGCUCCGUGUCCACACCAACUUCCUACGAGGGAAGGUUCGCCUGCUGCUCACCAACGCACCUGCCUGUCAACAGAACAGCACUUGAUUGGAGCUUUCCUCAAAGGCAGAGGCUGUGAUUGGACCAUUGUUUAGAGAGAGAACGAGGUCAUUGGACUUUUGCUGAAAUCUCUGAAUGGCUUCCAAGUAUGUAAUGUGUAGACAAGGUGAUUGCUGAC